This is a messenger RNA of Aspergillus steynii IBT 23096, 1075 nucleotides long. RefSeq lists its product as uncharacterized. Bases 134 to 781 code for a protein of 215 amino acids. The transcript has a single exon. Lineage: Eukaryota; Fungi; Ascomycota; Eurotiomycetes; Eurotiales; Aspergillaceae. The record is from RefSeq and is a predicted model, not a curated record.
AGAUAGAUAUAUAUACGCAGUAGUAGUCGGUGCGGGCAGGAAGAGGGCGUGGAUCCCGUGACCCACCGGAGAAACCCGCCGUUCGUCCUCGUCUUUGGCUUCUUCUCUCUCUCUCCCUCCGCACGCACCCAAGAUGUCCACCGACCCGGCGCCUACAAUGCCCUCCAAUCUGUUACCACAGAUCUUCACCUCCCUCGGCCGAUCCUCGCGACCGUGGUCACUCGUCCGAAUCCUCAAAAGCACCAACGCAAAAGACAUCCAGGGCGAACUCCGCGGCACCGCCACCUUCAGGCCCCUGCGCGCGCCGUCUCUAGACCAGCAGCCCGACGGCACGGCGGACAUGGUCUAUCGCGAGGAAGGCGAAAUGCCCGCCAUCCUGGGCUUGGGCUCGGGGUUGCGCUUCACCAAGAAAUACAUCUGGCGCAUGAGCGAGUCCGGGCGCGUCAGCGUAUGGUUUGCCAAGGUGCAGAAGGCCGACGCGCAGGACGCUCACGAGGAGCCGGACUAUCUCUUCCACGAGUUCGAGGUCGCCGCGCCCGCGUCCGAGUCGACGGAAACGCCGCUCGUUUUGGCGCCCAUUCCGCCCCCGGAUGCCACCUUCACCACGGUGGUGACGGCGCGAGGGAACCACCUGUGCAUCAAUGACAUGUACCACACGGCCUACGCGUUUCGCAUACGCCCCGACUCCGGAGAGGUGGUGAGCUGGUCGAGUCGGCAUGUGGUGAAAGGCCCCAAGAAGGACCAGGACAUCGUGAAUCUGUACCGACGAGAAGAAGAGUGAAAGAUCGAUCUAGAGGCGGCGGUCAGCAACCCCCCUCCCCGGCUGGGUCUAUGUGGAUAGAUAUGUUACGAGUCUAUGAAUCACGUCGACGAGGAAUUGUCACCCAAGAACAGUUGCCAUCAAUGUCCCUAGCUCUAUAUUUGUCCCGCACUCGCGCGGAGAACCCUGAUCGUCAGCUUGAAUCCUCUCGCUAUAAAAGACCCCGCCCGUCGACCGCGCAUGCGCCUGCCUCACAGCGUAUAAAUGAAGUCCGGUCUCUUGUCUCCCAGGAGCUCGAUCUCGUUUUGGUUCAGU